CCAGGAGGUGAAGCUUCGCUUCCUGGAGCAGCUGAACAUCCUUCAGACCCGGCAGCAGAGAGAGGCGGACCUACUGGAGGAUAUCAGACCUGUUGGAAGGCUGGCACACACUGUACUCAGCUGACCCCCAUCAGUCCUCACCUCCAAGCACACAGAUGGUUCUCCAGGGGUGGGGAGGAUCCUGCUGAGGCUCUGAGCGCUGAGAUCCUACAGCAAGCAGAGGGCAGCCAUUGAACGGGAGUAUGGGCAGGCACUCCAGAAACUGGCUGGGCCAUUUCUGAAGAGGGAAGGACACCGGAGUGGGGAGAUGGACAGCAGACUUUCUCUGGGGAGAGGCAGGAUGGUGUUUGGUGCCUGGCGCUGCCUGCUGGAUGCCACCAUGGCUGGGGGCCAAGCCCGGCUCCAGGCAUCUGACCGAUACCGUGACCUGGCAGGAGGCACAGGGCGGAGCGCUAAGGAGCAGGUGCUUAGGAAGGGAGCAGAGAACCUCCAGAGGGCGCAGGCCGAGGUGCUGCAGUCUGUCCGGGAGCUGAGCCGAAGUCGAAAGCUGUAUGGGCAGCGUGAACGGGUGUGGGCCUUGGCACAGGAGAAGGCGGCUGAUGUCCAGGCCAGGCUUAACCGAAGUGACCAUGGCCUCUUCCACACUCGGACCAGUCUCCAGAAACUCAGCACCAAGCUGUCUGUCCAGUCGGCCCAGUACUCCCAGCAGCUGAGAGCGGCCCGCAACGAGUACCUGCUCAACUUGGUGGCCACCAAUGCCCACCUUGACCACUACUACCAGGAAGAACUGCCGGCCGUGCUCAAGGCCCUGGCCAGCGAGCUGUCGGAACACCUGAGGGGCCCGCUGACUUCACUGAGCCGCACGGAGCUGGAAGCUGCAGAGAUGGCUCUGGAGCAUGCCCACCGUGGGGGGCAAGCGACCUCCCAGGUAAGCUGGGAGCAGGAUCUGGAGCUUUUUCUUCAGGAGCCCGGAGUAUUCUCCCCCACCCCAGCUCAGCAGUUUCAGCCAGCAGGGAAUGAUCAGGUGUGUGUCCUGGAGCUGGAGCGGGGCGCAGGAGGUGUGGCCGGGGAGAGUGGCCUGGAGAAAGAAGUUCAACGCUGGACGAGCCGAGCUGCCCGAGACUACAAGAUCCAGAACCAUGGGCAGCGGGUGCUGCAGCGGCUGGAGCAGAGGCGGCAGCAGGCUUCAGAGCGGGAGGCUCCAAGCAUAGAACAGCGGCUGCAGGAAGUGAGGGAGAGCAUCCGGCGGGCACAGGUGAGCCAGGUGAAGGGGGCUGCCCGGCUGGCCCUGCUGCAGGGGGCUGGCCUGGAUGUGCAGCACUGGCUGAAGCCAGCCAUGACCCAGGCCCAGGAUGAGGUAGAGCAGGAGCGACGGCUCAGCGAGGCCCGGCUGUCCCAGAGGGACCUCUCUCCCACGGCUGAGGAUGCUGAGCUGUCUGACUUUGAGGAAUGUGAGGAGACGGGGGAGCUCUUUGAGGAGCCCGCCCCCCCAGCCCUGGCCACCAGGCCCCUCCCCUGCCCUGUCCAUGUGGUGUUUGGCUAUCAGGCAGGACAUGAGGACGAGCUGACCAUCACAGAGGGCGAGUGGCUGGAGGUCAUAGAGGAGGGAGAUGCCGACGAAUGGGUCAAGGCUCGGAACCAGCACGGUGAGGUAGGCUUUGUCCCUGAGCGGUAUCUCAACUUCCCGGACCUCUCCUUCCCUGAGAGCAGCCAUGACAGCGACAAUCCUUCGGGGGCAGAGCCCACAGCGUUCCUGGCCUGCGCCCUGUACAGCUACACGGGACAGAGCGCAGAGGAACUGAGCUUCCCCGAGGGGGCGCUUAUCCGCCUGCUGCCCCGGACCCAGGAUGGAGUGGAUGAUGGCUUCUGGAGGGGAGAAUUUGGGGGCCAUGUUGGGGUCUUCCCCUCCCUGCUGGUGGAGGAGCUGCUUGGCCCCCCAGGGCCAUCUGAACUCUCAGACCCUGAACAGAUCCUGCCAUCCCCUUCCCCUCCCAGCUUCAGCCCUCCUGCACCCACCUCUGCCUUGGAUGGGUCGCCUGCACCUGUCCUGCCUGGUGACCAAGACCUGGACUGCCCUGGACCCCUGGAUGUGAUGGCGCCUCGACUCAGGCCGAUGCGUCCACCGCCUCCCCCGCCAGCUAAAGCCCCGGAUCCUGGCCACCCAGAUCCUCUCACCUGAAGCCAGGGGGAAUCACUUUCCCCCAGUGAUGCUGCUGCCCCUAUCUCCGUGCUAUCAGAGACCACCCCUCCCCACGGUGAUCCAGAGCGACACAGCCAAAAGCUGGAAUCUCCCUGAUUUCCGUUCUCAUCUUCACGGGUAGAAAUUUCUUCUCUCCCCGUUUCUGGGGCUGGAACCCACUCCUUUUUUGCCAUCAUCCUCCAGCCAUCUCUAAGGGCUGAAACUACUCCUUUGUCUUCUGCUACCACCCCAUCUCUAGGGUGGUGAAGUACCCUGAAAUCUCUGGGACUGGAAUUCAUCCCCCAAAGUCUUGAGUGGCUCUGGCUUAUUUGUGUCUCCACCCUGGUUCUGUGAAUCACCCCACUCCAGAUGCCAGAGCCACUGGGGAUGGGGGCAGGCCUGUCAGAAGGAGCUGGAGCCAGUAUGCGAAGCAGCUGUAAUCGUCUGAGCGGAUUUAUUGACAGUGAAUAAAGGGCACAAAGCCCAAGCCAGGGCCUGGGCCUCUUGUGCCAAGAGGGCAGGGGGCCUAAGGUGCUAUUGCUUUAAGGGCCCACCAAGGGCAGGGGCCUGCUCCCAGCCGCACGCUCUAGCAUAUGGAGUGAGGUGAUGGGGAAAGCAGGUCAGGCGGCCUGUUGGCAGACAGGGGAAGGGGAAGAGACUGAGGACCAGAGGUGGGACUUCUCCCAAGGUCCCCCAGCCUGAGACCGUGCAGUUCCAGGUGGAAGUAGGGCUGGUCCCUCAGCUGGGGGGCAGUGCUGUCCAGUUGAGAGGAGGGGCUUCAUGCCCACCCAACCCCUGGCCCUGCCAGCUGGUAGUCCAUCAGCGCAAUGAAGGAGAGGAAGGGUAACAGUGUUGCCUCCUCUUCAAGCUGUGUCCCCGCUUUUCCCCAGGGGCUGCAGGACCUUCCCUGUCCCCUGGAGCACAAGCCCACUCGCCACCACCAAACCAAGGAAUAUGUACCAAAGGCUAAGCCUGCAGUUUAGCUUGGGGGUUCAGGGAACCAAUGGGCUUAGGUAGUUUAAAGUAGGGGGUGGGAGGAUGAGAUUAUCUGACUUGGGGCCCAGGCAGACUCACCUCACACACCCCCCUGCCCCCUGUGGUGGGGACACCUGAGAGAGAGAGGAGGGGUCACCAGUGGGAGAACAGGAGGUGGGUCAUAUCAGUGCCCCCUCGAGUAGGGGCAAUAAGAGCUGAGCCCACCGCAGCCUACCACAUGUCUUCAUACCUGGUGAUCUGAGGUGUCCGGUUUGCUUGGCUGUCCAUUUGCCUCUUGACUGGCCAGCCCUGGGCUUGGGCCCCUUCCUCCAGCCCCCAGCAUCGACUCUGCAGAGGCUCCAGGGCUCCUCUCAAGUGCACGAGGGACUAGGCUGCUGUCCCUGAGUCCUCCAUUACGCACUGGGGGGCUGGCAAGGGCCAGGGGCUGUGGCCUCUCAGGGGGAAGGCUCUCAAUGGCAGGUGUCCCUGUCCUGGGCUGCCCUCCCCCAGACCCCUGGCCACCCCCUGGGUCCUGCCCCCCACCAGAUCCCCAGCUCCUGUCCGUGGGGGAGCCAUCACGAUGCUCAUGCAGCCCAUAGCGCUUCUCAAUGUGUGUCACCCGGAACCUGGGAGGGGAGGGAACACUGGGGCUUAGGACCACCACUCAGAGGCUGCUUGGCCCUUCCCUCCGAUCAGGGACAUCCUGGGUUUGAUAGGCACUUCCCUCUGGCCUAGGGCAGGGGAGACCAGAUUGUGGGGCACAUUGUGCAGCCUGGCUUCUGCUGCGGCUCACAGUCCACAAAGAAAGAGCCAGGGCCUACCUUUGGAGGCAGGUGCCUGACCGUUGGGGUCCCCACCUCAACCUCCCUUUCCCUGGGGCACUCUAUACCCACCUGCCCACAGAGAACACAGUGGUCUCCCCAGGCCGGGGGCGACUCUUUCCUUCCUUGGAGCGUCCCUGACGCACAAGUGGGGGUCUCUUGUUGCGGCUGCAGUGGAUGCAGGGGGCUGCGGAGCCCAGGUGCACUGUGUGAUGAUGGGAGGGGGCUCCGUCCUGCAAGCUGGAGGUGGCGUCCACGCUGGACGGUAGGGAGGAAAGGACCAGGGGUGACAUUCCCAGUUUUCUUCCUGUUUGACUUGCUCCUGUUCUUUCAGCGUGCUCCUUAAACCCCAGAUGCCCCACUUGCCCCAGGCCCCACCAUUCGUUUCUUGUCUUUAUCUAAUAAACUCAAUAUGAAGAUA
This is a messenger RNA of Delphinapterus leucas (beluga whale), 4396 nucleotides long. NCBI's taxonomy places the organism in Eukaryota, Metazoa, Chordata, Mammalia, Artiodactyla, Monodontidae. The record is from RefSeq and is a predicted model, not a curated record.